UGUUAGACGCAAGCGCUUCACGCGGUAGAGAAAAAACGGGAAUAAUUUUUCAUAACAUUUUCUUAUACUGUGUUGUGUUUUUGUUGGUUUUAUUAAAUUAUGCUAAGGUCGUAAAACAAUUGAGGCGAUGGUCAGCGAAGUGACGUAGAUUUUAUUCCUAUGACAAUUAUAUAGACUAGUUGUUUAUUAGUAAAUGGACUGUAGUGUACAAUGGACAAAUAGAUCGUCAAAGUGAAUGUUGUGAAAAUGAAACGAUUCAGACGCUGGGCCCAGAAGCGGUUUUGGGUGGUAAUAAUGAUCCAAUUCGCGAUGUUCACAACAGCAUCGAAUCUUAACGGAACGAUCAAAGCAAAGGUGCAUCCAGAAAGACCAGAUGUAGGUCUUUACGCCUGGAGCUCCUGGGGUUCUUGGAGUCCGUGUUCCAGGUCCUGUGGUGGUGGUGUAUCAUAUCAGGAGAGGCAGUGUUUACCUAGAUCUCGUAACUUAUUAAAUACAACACUAGCACCACCUGUAAUAACAGUGAGAGUGACGCGACAAGUGCCGACAGGGCAGGACUGCGCAGGAGUUGAUAGACGCUACCAUGAGUGUAAUACUCACGCAUGUCGCGAUGGAAGUCGAGAUUCUCGUGCUGAACAAUGUUCCACAUACGACAGAAGACCGUUUCGAGGGAGAUAUUAUACAUGGGUGCCUUAUAUUGAUGGUGACGCGCCCUGUAUGCUGAACUGCCGUCCUUUGGGUCAUCAUUUCUAUGCAUCAUUAUCUCUCGUAGCUGAUGGGACUCCUUGCACAUUGCAGGGGUACAGAGCGAUAUGCGUCCAGGGAACAUGUAAAGCGGUCGGGCGAGAAUCAGUUCUUUCAAUAGCGAGUACUCGCGAGGUGAGAUGCGGGCGACGCCUAGUGUCAGGCCUCUUCGCACGUCCGAGGCUUCCUUUGGGCUACUCCUACAUCACGACAGUCCCGCAGGGCGCCUGUCGGCUCAACGUCUCGGAAAUACUGCCCAGCGAUAAUUAUAUAGCUUUAAAGAUAACAAAUGGAUCGUAUAUAAUAAACGGUGAGUUUGCCGUUAGUGCCCCCGGAGUAUACGAAGCAGCCGGCGCAAGAUUCACUUAUACUCGCAAAUCUGGUUUGGAUUCCGUGUUUGCAUCUGGGCCUAUACAUUUUCCUAUUGAUAUAAUGAUUCUCUACACCGAACCGAACCCGAGUAUAAAAUACGAGUACUUCACAGACGCAAUGCCUGGAGAAGUUGACAUAGAAUCCAUAACGAAGGAGACAGAAUCUCCUCCUAAACAUAUUAGGCGUCACCAUGGUUUUGAUCACUCUUAUAACGUACCAAGACACCCUGACAAUGAGAAUUCAAUCGAAAAUGUUGUCGGAACUCGAAAAUUCCUUUGGAAAAUAUUGUCAUAUACCCAAUGUUCUCGAAGCUGUGGAGGUGGCUUUCAGGUGGGUAAGUACCGAUGCGUCGAAUCCAGCAGUACAGGUGAUCGGGAAGUUUCUCCAGCACACUGCGUGGGUGCAGCCCCUGGUGGGAAAAGAAGACGCUGUGGGAACUCUCCAUGUCCGCCAAGAUGGAGGGCAGCCGCCUGGUCUCCGUGUCCUCAAUGUGGACCGUCAUCUAGAAGUAGGAUUGUUGGUUGUGUUCAAGAUCACUCCAAGGGAAUUACUAAGAUAAGUGACGUAAAAUGUCCAGCGCCAAAACCAGCUGUAACUGAGAAAUGCAAUAUCCCAGAUUGUAAUUCAGAAGUUACUAAACCUUCGAGGAAGCAAGUGGAUGCCUUUCGAGAGGGACCCGUUUAUACAAUCGAAGUAGAUUCUGAUUUAAAUGUAGGACCCGAAUAUAACCUUGGUACUGGCUCGUGGUUAUACACCAACUGGUCUGAGUGUGUUGGUUGGUGCGUGGGCGGAGGUAUACAGACUCGAGCGGUACGAUGCGCUGAUCCAUCUGGGUGUGCUCCGAAGUCACCGCCAGAAUACACCCGCACUUGUUCUCCGAAAGUUUCUUGCGAAGCACAUGCAGGCCAUUGGUUCACAGGGGACUGGUCCGCCUGUACCUCUUCAUGCGAGGGAAAGGAAGUCAGGGGCGUACUAUGUAUCGGUGGUACAGGGAGACAUUUGAAAGAAUCUGCAUGUAAGGCUCCAAAACCGGAGAGCGAACGCACUUGUGGUCAGGACUGUACUGCGGAUUGGUUUACCAGUGACUGGGGACAGUGCAUAGGAAACUGUACACUCGGUAUAGGCGUACAACAUAGAACAGUCGUAUGCGCACGCGGCGACAACGCCAAUGAAACGAUGUGCAAAUCAAAGAGACCUCACGCCACACAGCCAUGUACUCCGCGUUGUAUUGACUCUAACAAAUUUAUUCAAUCACAAGUACAGGAAACUACACAGAAACCUGCACACAAACCACCAACAACAGCAGUACCAGAAGAGAAGGAUUGUGAGGACAAGUUGACAAAUUGUGCUUUAGCUGUACAAGCACGACUCUGUCAUUACAAGUAUUACAUACAGAAUUGUUGCAACUCUUGUAGGACGUAAUCUCAUUUAUAUUCUGCGAAAGACAACAGAGUUGUUCUAUUUACGCGAUUAUCCAAAUACGAUGUGUAUUCAUAUGUAUGUUGAAGAUAUCGUUGUUUAGAUUCGAUAAUGGUCUUGAUAUUAUGUUAAGCGCUUCUGCAAGGAAAACAACCAUGUCAAGAAACACAUUUUAAUCCACAUUUUUCUGACGACCAUAACGUAAUGGACCAUCAAACGAAGUUCACAUUGUAUGUCACGUUAUUUAAAAAAAUGUAUGGCUGGAAAAACAACUGCGGAAAUAGCGAUGGCAAUACUAGCUACUGUCACUGUAACGACAUUUAACAAAGUAAUGUUAUGGGAUAUUCCAGAUUUAAUAUUUGUUUCUUUUUUAUAUAAUGUGAAGCGCCUCAAACUCCAAUACCUUUGACAUAAUUUUGAAUUGAUGUUCAACAAAUCAAUUUUAUUUACACAAACGUAUAUUAUGUUCUUAAAACAUUGAAUUGAGGUCUAUGUAGGUGCUAGUAGCUCAGUGUUUUAUUUAAAAGUGAUUGUGCGAUUAGGCAUACUGCAUCCAGAAUUUUUGAUAUCUGUACCAAGAAA
Molecule: messenger RNA, 3114 nt
Organism: Pieris rapae (cabbage white)
Lineage: Eukaryota; Metazoa; Arthropoda; Insecta; Lepidoptera; Pieridae
Product: thrombospondin type-1 domain-containing protein 4
Exons: 17
Coding region: 247-2535 (762 amino acids)
Biological process (GO): extracellular matrix organization
Cellular component (GO): extracellular matrix
Molecular function (GO): metalloendopeptidase activity
Source: RefSeq, a predicted model, not a curated record